AUGCUAUCAAGAUUCAGAAACAACAAAUACAACAGGGAAAAGAAGGGCUGCUUCUUGAAGAAUGGAGCUGCUAUGUUGGAACAGCUCAUACAUUCUUUCGAUGGGAGUUGUAAUCCGAUUCGGAUGUACUCCGAACAAGACCUCAACAAGGCAACGAAUGACUACGGCUGGGAUGGAAUGAUACAUAGGGAUUGGAAUUCUCGACUUUACAAAGGAGUUCAUGAAGAGCGCCAGAUUUUGGUUAAGGAGUUUGAAGCAGACUCGAGUAGUUACAUGGAUCCUCUGGAAUUGGUUGCGAAUGAAGUAGCAAUUGCCUCGAACAUGAGCAAGCACAAGAAUGUUUUGAAGCUGUUGGGUUGCUGCCUUGAGACCGAGUUGCCUACACUAAUUUAUGAAUUCCCAACAAAAGGUAAUCUCUCCCACCACAUCUAUGGAGAUGGUGAAUCACCACUGUGGCCGAUCAGGUUAAAGAUUGCAAUUGAAGUAGCAGGUGCAGUUGCUUAUCUCCACUAUGCCAUGCCGAAGAUGAUCAUCCAUCGAGAUAUAAAGACUGGACAUAUCUUCUUAGACCAAGACUAUGUCGCCAAGCUGUCCGAAUUCCAAACCUCAUUACCAAUUCCUUUUGGUAAAACUCAUGUAGAUGUUGAAGUGAUUACUGGAACUCACGGGUGCAUGGCUCCUGAAUAUGUUAUAUCCGGACGUACUUCAGAAAAGAGUGAUGUCCACAGCUUUGGAGUUCUAUUAUGUGAGAUCUUUGCAGGAAAGAGAUGGAGUGAUGUACUAAAUUGGUCUAUGGAGAAUGAUUACAAUGCCGGUUCAAGCUUAUAUAGCGAGCUCGAGUUUACGGAGUUAGCAAAUCUUUGCAAAACCUACUUAGAGGCCGAGGUAUUGGAAGAAGAAAACAAGAAGCAAGUAGUGGAAUGUGCCAAGCUCAUAGGGAGGUGUCUCAAAAAAAAUCCGGACGAGAGGCCGAUCAUGAUGGAGGUAGCACAAUCACUGAGAGUGAUCAAAAGCUUAUGA
Messenger RNA from Pyrus x bretschneideri (Chinese white pear), 1020 nucleotides. RefSeq names its product serine/threonine-protein kinase ZRK7-like. Gene Ontology annotation, molecular function: protein serine/threonine kinase activity; ATP binding. Gene Ontology annotation, biological process: protein phosphorylation; cell surface receptor signaling pathway. Gene Ontology annotation, cellular component: plasma membrane. The record is from RefSeq and is a predicted model, not a curated record. The transcript has a single exon. Bases 1 to 1020 code for a protein of 339 amino acids. NCBI's taxonomy places the organism in Eukaryota, Viridiplantae, Streptophyta, Magnoliopsida, Rosales, Rosaceae.